Molecule: messenger RNA, 1110 nt
Organism: Penicillium bovifimosum
Lineage: Eukaryota; Fungi; Ascomycota; Eurotiomycetes; Eurotiales; Aspergillaceae
Product: ankyrin repeat domain-containing protein
Exons: 2
Molecular function (GO): protein binding
Source: RefSeq, a predicted model, not a curated record
AUUCCCUUUGCCGGCGAGGUAAUCCUGAAUUUUCGUGCGUUACUAUGGAGUCUACUACGGAACAAUAAGCAAGCGUUCGCCAAGGCAGUCGAAGCACUGUCUGCUCUUCCAAGAACAGCUCCAUGGCAGACAUUCUCAUUGCUGCCUCUGAUCAAUAACCAGAAUGCGCAGCUGUUAGGGCUCAUGGCUUCCAAAGGCGGCCUGCUCGGCCAGCUACUCGAGGAACUGAUCGAGUUCGUCCUUUCUGUCGCAGGAUCCCACGAACAACCCGCUCAGGCUAGCAAGUGGCAGUGCAUUAAAAACUGUUUGAAAUGGGGUGUGAACCCGAACUAUGUCUUCGAUGACGGGAUGUCCUUGAUGGCACAUGCCAUCGUGAAGUCAACAGUGAAUCCGUACAAACAGUACAGGGAGGUGAAGAUUUUACUUGCUUAUGGGGCUGACACAGGCUGUCUCACUUCGCUACCGGACAAGGAUUCAAUGCUGCAUCUAGCAUGCCUUUAUUAUCAGCCUAAGAUCGUGCAGGAGUUGCUCGAAAAAGCCGCAGACCCUAACCUGAGAGACGCGUACAACCGCACACCCAUCCAUAGGUUAUUCGACAGGCACGAACUCAAGUCGAGAGACCGGGACUACCUGCUUGACAUUCUCCUCGCGGACCCAACCAAAUUCGUCAGCAGAGUUGUUUAUUUGCCGGAGAGGGUCGACCUCAAUUCUCAAGACAACGAGGGGAAAACACCGCUUUGUCACGCCAUUUCCAUCGGCGAUUGUUACAUGGUCCGUCUUUUCGUCCCACAGGACAGACUUGAUCCCAACCUCGGUCCGGCAGAUGCAUUCCCUCUGCUUCUCGCUGUUAAUUUUGAUAAGCUGGCGGUUCUUGAAAUUUUGCUAGACUCGAGACAACUCGAUCUGAACAAGCAAACUAGCGAAGGGGAGACCGCCUUGCUGAGGGCAAUUCAUAUUGGCAAUAGGGAAGCCGUAAAGUUGCUUGCCCGAGCUGGUGUCAAUCCCGACAUCGAAUCACGCGAAGGUGAGGAGACAGCACGAGAGGCGGCCCUCAAUGCGGGUAUCCUUGUCAGCUGGCUUGUCAGCUGGAAAAGGCCUCGCCUGAACUAG